Molecule: messenger RNA, 1891 nt
Organism: Papilio polytes (common Mormon)
Lineage: Eukaryota; Metazoa; Arthropoda; Insecta; Lepidoptera; Papilionidae
Gene: ssh
Product: protein phosphatase Slingshot
Exons: 9
Coding region: 302-1891 (529 amino acids)
Biological process (GO): negative regulation of actin filament polymerization; actin cytoskeleton organization; protein dephosphorylation
Cellular component (GO): cytoplasm
Molecular function (GO): protein tyrosine/serine/threonine phosphatase activity; actin binding
Source: RefSeq, a predicted model, not a curated record
UGGUUACUCACAAAAUGAAAUGUGUCCCUCUUGCAAUGCAUUGCAAUUGCAGCUAUAUUAUGUCGGUUGUUUCUCGUUCAAGAAGAAUAUAAUUACAAAAUAAAGUUUCAAAACUUUUGUCCAAUAUUGUUGUUAUUGUUUGAAGGGCCAAACAUAGGAAAAAUAAUUAUGUGCGUUCGAAGAGAUUACUGUGCUUUUAGUGAUUCAUGAAAAGAUUAGUAUUAUGAUAACUCAAUAUUAUUUUACUUUAUGUUUGUGAUUGUGCAUUGCUCCGAUAAUGAUCCGUUAGGACUGAUGUGGUAUGGCACUUGUAACAAUUCGACGUACUCCAAGUGUGCAAACACCAAGGAAAACGGAUGACGAAGACAAGUCAAGUGAUACAAAUGAUGAUGAUCUCGGAAAUCGUAACAAGAGUCUCAAUGAGUGCUACUUCGCGAACAAGGGAGCGGCGCUGGUGCUGGGCGGCGCGGAGAGUGGGUGCGCGGAGCGGCGCCGCUCGCCCGCGCGCCCGCCGCAGCCCGACAUACACCACCACCUGCGCGCCAUGUUCUACCUCGUGCGCCCCGAGGACACGCUCAAAAUGGCGGUGAAGCUGGAGAGCGCGCACGCGGGCCGCACGCGCUACCUGGUGGUGGUUUGCCGGCACGACGAGGCGGCGCUCCUUGGCAUCGACUGCAACGACCGCACCACCGUCGGCCUCGUGCUGCGCGUGCUCGCCGACACCUCCAUCAAGCUGGACGGAGACGGAGGGUUUAGCGUGUGUGUGUGCAGCCAACAACACAUAUUCAAGCCCGUGUCUGUGCAAGCGAUGUGGUCGGCGCUGCAGACUUUGCACCGCGCGAGCGGUCGCGCUCGCGAGCUGAACCACUUCGCGGGCGGCGUGUCGCACGCCUGGUGCGCGUACUACGAGACGCGCGUCGACUCCGACCGCUCCUGCCUCAACGAGUGGCACGCCAUGGACUGCCUCGAGUCGCGCCGCCCGCCCUCGCCAGACUCACUCAGGCACAAGCCGAGAGAAAGAGACGAAACUGAGCGCGUGAUUCGGUUCACGUUGAAAGAGAUAAUGAUGAGCGUGGAUCUGGACGAGGUAACCAGCAAGGCCAUCCGCGGCCGGCUGGAGGACGAGCUGGACAUGGACCUGGCCGAGUACAAGUCCUUCAUCGACCAGGAGAUGCUCACCAUCCUCGGGCAGAUGGACGCGCCCACCGAGAUCUUCGACCACGUCUACCUCGGCUCCGAGUGGAACGCCAGCAACCUCGAGGAGCUGCAAAGAAACGGGGUUAGGCAUAUAUUGAAUGUGACAAGAGAGAUAGACAAUUUUUUUCCCGGUAUGUUCGAUUACCUUAACAUUAGAGUGUACGACGACGAUAAGACUGACCUAUUGAAACACUGGGACAACACAUUCAAAUAUAUCAACAAGGCGAGGAACGAGGGCUCCAAAGUCCUGGUGCAUUGCAAGAUGGGCAUCAGCAGGUCCGCAUCCGUCGUCAUCGCAUACGCAAUGAAAGCCUUCAAUUGGAACUUCGACAAGGCCUUGAAACACGUCAAAGCGAAAAGGAAUUGUAUCAAACCGAACACUAAUUUUCUCAAUCAGCUCGAAACUUACCAAGGUAUACUCGACGCGAUGAAGAACAAAGAGAAACUGCAGAGGUCCAAGUCGGAAACUAAUUUGAAAUCCCCUAAAACCGCUUCGAAAAUAGAAAAUAAGAUAACGGAUCCCACGCCUUUAAUAUUAGCUUUAACGGGAUCGUACUCGGGGCGGCCGCGCUCCUGGUCGCCCGACACCAAGCUGGCCUCCGAGCUCUGUGAUGUCGAAAGCUCAAAACAAAAAACAAUUGCAACACGGGAAGACCCACCCGCUGACGAGGCUCAACUUGAACCGGUCGAGUAA